GCUGGUUCACCAUUGUCCAUAUGCAGUGUGUGUGUGUGUGUGUGUGUGUGUGUGUGUGUGUGUUUGUGUGUGUGUGUUGAGCAGCAGCAGCAGCUGAAGAGGCGUCAGAAGGCGACGACUCCUCAGAUCGACCGGCUGCUCCUCUGAGCUCAGCAAAAUGAGAAGUUUGAUAUCAGUGACGCUGCUGCUGCUCGUGGCCCUGACGCUCACCACCGAGGCCAACAGAAGAGCAAAAAAUCACAAAGGUGGUAAACAUGAGAAGUCCCGGCCUGCUUCAGAGUGCUCUGCUGCAGAGACUCAGUACGGGAAGUGUGUGCCAGAACACAGCGACUGUGGAGACGGUCUGAGAGACGCCACCUGCAAAGAUCAAACCAACAAGAUCCACUGCAAGAUCCCCUGCAACUGGAAGAAGGACAUCAGUGACUGUAAGUAUAAGUUCGGCCCGUGGGGAUCCUGCGACGCCGACACCAACACUAAGGGCCGGUCAGGAACUCUGAAGCGAGCGCUGUUCAACGCCGAGUGUCAAGCCACCGUCAAGGUGUCCAAACCCUGCUCCCCCAAAGUGAAGAAGACCAGAGGAGAGAAGAAGUCAAAUUAAAGAUGAACAGAAGAAGACGGCAGGAUUUCUUUCUCUUCCUCCAGCUGAACAAUCGUCUUCCCUCCUUCAUCGAACGCAAAACAACGAGAGAGACUCCUCCGAAACACACCAACCUUUGAUUUCUGGCCUCCUUUGAUUUUUAUUCUUGUGUUUAUUUGGAUUAAAGUGUGGAAAGCUUUUCCAGAAUCCUCCUCUAGAUGAUAAUAAUAAUAAUCAUUUUGUCCUCGUAGCUCAUAGUUUGUUUUAACAGUAAAUUUAGUCCUAAAAGCUUUUUACACUAUAGCUGAAGUUAAAUUAACGUUCUGAAAACGUCAGUCGCUGGAUUAUAAAGAGUUCUGUUCAGAACCUCCUUUAAAAUAUGUACAAAAUUAGAAAGGCUUGGAUGAAUCUGUAAUGGCAAAAAUCCUCUAUGAAAUCUAUUUUUUGAACUAUAGAUUGUUGACGUUCCAAGUUGAGACUUGUAUAAAUGAACAGAAUAAAUACUGUACAUUGUUUUGGUGAAGA
Molecule: messenger RNA, 1102 nt
Organism: Sebastes umbrosus (honeycomb rockfish)
Lineage: Eukaryota; Metazoa; Chordata; Actinopteri; Perciformes; Sebastidae
Product: midkine-B-like
Exons: 5
Coding region: 158-598 (146 amino acids)
Molecular function (GO): growth factor activity
Source: RefSeq, a predicted model, not a curated record